Messenger RNA from Bactrocera neohumeralis, 1362 nucleotides. Its product is annotated as p21-activated protein kinase-interacting protein 1-like. The coding region runs from base 84 to 1328 and encodes 414 amino acids. Lineage: Eukaryota; Metazoa; Arthropoda; Insecta; Diptera; Tephritidae. The record is from RefSeq and is a predicted model, not a curated record. The transcript is spliced from 4 exons. Gene Ontology annotation, molecular function: protein binding.
UUUCGCUUCUCAUUUUAUUCCCCACGUGCUGAAAAAUUGUCAACCGGUGUGUAGGAAACAUUAAAACAUAAACAUUACGGGCUAUGGAAGUAAUUAUCGGAACUUAUGAGGAAUUCCUCCUCGGUUAUAAACUCAUAAUAAAUGAAAAUGCAAGUUUUGUGCAAUCCUUUGCGGAUAAAUCACAUGCGGGUCCACUCAAAUGUCUAGCAGUGCAUGGAAAUUUCGUGGCUACUGGCGCCACAGAUGAUCGUAUCUUCUUGUAUGACAUGCGUUCGAGAAAACAAACAAAUAUUAUUUUGUCGCAUGAGGGUACCAUCAACGCAUUGGCUUUUACACCGGACAACUCACAUUUGCUAUCAGGCGGCGACGAUGGACGUAUGAUUGCGACACGUCAAAACACCUGGGCCACAGAGGGUAAUUGGAAGGCACACAAGGGUUUAGCAGUCAAUCAAAUUAGCUGUCAUCCGAGUGGCAAGCUAGCACUGUCACUCGGUGCAGAUCGUGUAUUAUGCACAUGGAAUCUGGUAAAGGGGCGUGUAGCGUACCGAACAAAUUUAAAGAGUCGCAGUACGUUGGGCACGCAACCAGAUUGUCUGACGUGGUCGCCAACUGGUGAUUAUUUCACAUUAUGUGGUUUUCGCGCUGCAGAAAUUUGGUCUAUCAAAUCAGCAGAUGCCUUGGUGAGUCGAAAAACAAAAGAAAAGCCUAUAUGUGUUUGCUGGGUGGCUGAUGAAUUAUGUCUGGUAGGCUUGGAGAGUGGUAAAAUAUUGUGGCUUGAAGUGACAGAAGAAGAAGGGGAAGAAGAUGAAAAGCAACAUUUUACGGAAGCGCACGACACAAGAGUUAAAGUUAUGGCUUUGCAUAAAGACACAUUAAUAACAAUAUCGAGUUCCGGCGAAAUGAAAGCUUGGCAAGUGAAUAUAAACAAGAAAAAUUUGAAACUAAUGUGCACAACCAACAUCGGCUGUCGUCCAACCUGCCUUAGCAUUUUAGACCUAACACAAUUCGGUGGCGCUUUUGUUUUAAAGAAUAACGACACAAAAGAAGACAAACAACAAGUGAAUAUUGUACCAAAGAAAACUGUGAAGCCGCCAGAACGUGGUGUUGUUACGAUUGAAUAUGAGGAGGAUGCACAGGACGAACCAGAGCAAGAAAGCAGUGACGAUGAUACAGAUUCAUCUGAACCGAGCAGCAGUCAAGUGCAAGAAAAAUCAAGGAAACGUAAGGGAAAUGUUGAUAAAAAAGCACAAUCACAAACAAAGCAAAAUCAAUCGAAACAAAAAGGACCACCAUUGAGUAAAAAGCAGAAAAAUAAUAAAAAUAAAUAAUAUUUUUAAAUAAAACAGUUGUUAGUAAAAAUAA